UAUGCUCGCAGAUGCGCGGCAAACGGCGCCGAGCGAGCAUCGUUGGAGUAUUUCUCUCUCUCUCUCUCGCGAUCACAUCCUCCCGGUGAGAUUCCCUAUCCCCCGUGACGCGCGGUACGAAUGUACAGACGUCCGGCGCAAAAAAUCGGAGCGGUUGAAUCUCUGACGACGAGCGCGUCGCGUCGCGUCGAGGAGCGGUUUCAUCCUCUCGCUCGCUCGCGGUGUGUUGUGCGCGAGACUCUAGGUCGCCGACGAUUUGUGUUCAGUGCAACGGGUGCGACCUUGUCCUGAAACAGCUGCCGGAGGAGAGAGCAGGAGCAUUAUACGUAAGUGCAGUUGAGAAAUUUGCUGUGAAAAUGAGUUGCGCGUCGCAGUGCGCCAAGUACUUUCUCUGCUUCUUCAACUUCGUAUUCUUCGUCGCCGGAGGAGCGGCACUGACUGUCGGCAUUUGGCUUUUCGCCGACAGAAGCUCGUUCACCAAUCUCAUUGGGAAGCUCGACGAAACCGACAUCUUGAACAAAACGGACGCCGAUGUCAUCAGAAUGAUAUCCUACAUUCUUAUCGUAGCCGGUGCUCUUACGUUUAUCGUCAGUUUCCUUGGGUAUUGCGGUGCCAUGUUCGAGUCUAGAUGUCUUCUCUGCGUCUACGGCAUUCUAAUCUUGCUGGUUUUAGUCCUGGAGUGUGUGGUAGUUGGCCUAGCAUUUGGACUUAAAGGAGAUGCCGAGGAAGGUACGCAGAACUUCUUGAAGUCGACCAUCAAAUAUUAUGCUGCCACCGCUGAUAAAGCUGAAACAGUAACAGUCGCGUGGGAUGGUAUUAUGAGCCAGCUUCAUUGUUGCGGCGUGGAAAGUUACCAAGACUUCAGCGAAUAUACGAAUCUGACUUCAACCGGAAAAGUGAUUCCCGAGGCCUGUUGUAUAAAAAUGAGCGAAGGAUCUAACAUUCUGAAGGAUCCUUCAUGUCCAAUUAAUCCUACCGCGUCCAAUUCGUAUCAAAUGGGUUGUUACAAGGCCAUAAUGACCACCAUCGAGGAGAACGCGGCGAUAGUGAUCGGUGUGGCCGCUGUCCUGGUCUUCGUCGAGGUCUUGGUCAUUAUUCUGGCGCUUUAUCUAGCCUGCUGCUACUGGCGUCCACAACAUGCUUGUGUAGACGUAUCAUCAAGGCAGGCCUGGUGAGGUGCUGAAGUAAGGAUGAUGAUUUUGAUGGGGUUUGCUUUCAAGUAAGAUGGAGGCUGAGGCUGUCAGUUGACAGCUGAUCCCUCUCACGCUGCUGCUUUGCCGCAGCGUCUAGAUCUAUCCUCAAUUUCUACUCUACAAACAUUCUUUCGUGAAUUCUAUUGAGGCAUGGUAGCUUUGCUCUCCACCCUUGCAUGUUCAUGCUGUUGUAUAUAAUUUGACAGAAAGAGAGAGAGAGAGAGAGAGAGAUAUGCGGAUAUAUGCGGAGGCAGGAGGGAGGCCCGAUUGCAUCGUUACGCAGCGCAACCUGAAACAGGAAGUGCGCUUAGCGAGGGAUAUCCUGAUAUAAUAUCAUCGAUGAUAGAUUAUCACACUGCUUCUAGGGUGUGAAUUGAAAUAAGAAAUAAAUAUUACAAACGAAAAGAUAGAAGUCUGUAAAGUAGUCUAAUAUGUAAACUAGACGUUUUAAAUCUGUGCAAUCGUUGUUUCAUGUUUAUAUCUAAUCUAAAAAAAAUGUUAAUUAUUAUAAUUAGACAGUCUUCGAGUAUAUAAAGACGCGAAAUAAAGACAUUGUUUCUCAUAAUUUAUCCACAAGUAAAUUACGAAGCAAUAAUUAUAAUUGCUGAAUGAACGAGGCCAAAGUUGACAAAAAUAUAGAUCGCUCUAAUCGAAGCGUUACUUUUAUAAUAUUCUUUUUUAACUUAUACAAAUUUAUCUUUAUAUAGAUAUAUAUAUAUAUAUAUAUUUGAGCGAGAAUUAAAAAUUUUUGUUCUAUCGCGCACAUUAUUGAAUUUGCGCUGAGAAACUGAACGUAUUCGUGCCAAACGAAUAUGCAAUUGGGCCAAGCUUUAGCGUUACAAUUUCAUUUCAUUUCAUGAUUUGUUCAUACUCGAGUGACUACAUCAGCACAAGUUAUUAAACACACGUGGCGAAAUUCUACUCGGAAUUGUCGUACGCAGAUAAUAGAACAUUAACUGUUUCUUUCCGUCCCUCCCCAUUUAAUUAAUUAGAGAAUAACUUAGUGAUUCUAUCGUCUCAAUGUUGCAAACGCUAUAUACGUACCUAACAGAUACAUCACUGAUCGCGAGAUGAAAGAAUCUCAUUCACGCAUAAUAUGUAAAGAACGUAAAAAAAGUUUAUCACCGUAAAUGUGGGUACAAACGUACAAUUUCGAGGAGAAGUCCAAUACCUUGAUAAGAAAUUGAUAAUGUGUAUUAGUGUAUAUUCUCAAUGUUUAACACACACUGCUGUAUACGCAAACUGUAUACGUAUGCGCACCAAACACACACGCACAGAGAACGAAAGCAACAGAUUCUAAGACUGAAAAUUAAGAAAUUAAAUUUAACGCACAUACAUUACAAUAAUCUGAUGAUAUGCGGAUUUUACAAAUCGAUAUCAUUUUCUAUGACGAGAUACGUGUAUUUAGAUAAAGUAUAUUUUUGCAAUUUUACGAUAUAGAUAAAAACGAACAAACUUUUGAUUCUUUGUUCAUUUCGAAGAGUUUAUAUAGAAGUAAAAUCAAAUUUUGUGUUAUGUAUAUUGCACGUAUCUCUCGCAGGCGUAUGUACAUCUGUAUACGUGUCGAAAAUGCCAAAAAUGCCAAAAAAAUAAUGAUGCACAAAUAAUCUUACGCUUUUUCUUCGGUACCUUCGGUACCUCUCUAGAUUUUUAAUAACGAUCUCUGAUAGAGUACGUUUGAUUUAUGUCGCAGUAACAUUGCGUAAUCUCAUAUAUUGUAGUGCGAUGUUACAAAGAGAGUUGUUGAGAGAGUUGGAGCAACGUAUCUGUAACAUUAUAAUUUUACAAUUGAAUACUCUCUGCGCGUGUUGUAUAAUUACAGUGCCAAUUAUUCUAAUCGCGCGAUAUCGGCUGAAGAAGCGUGUUUUAAAUACGUUCUUUCUCUCUGUGUUAGUAUGCGUGCGCGUACGUACACGACCGACACAUAAUUCAAUUUUACGAUGCUCUUUAUACUCAUGGCUACUAAUUGUUCAUGCCGCACAUUCUAGACAUUUUCGUUUCCAGUGUUAACUUGUUGGUGCUGCUGUUGACGAGGCAUUAAGAGCAUGGAACUGUUGAGUAGUGCCUCCUAGCACGUUGAGAGCCCUUAGUGUGCUCCUGUGCCUUGCUUGCUUGCGAAACUCUAGUUGCUAGCCCAGCCUAGGCUAGCUGAAAAAUCGACCGACAGAAAAAAAAAAGAUUCUGACACGCUUGAGUCAACGAAACGUUUUCGGAAAAAUAUUGGCAGUGACAUAGAAGAUAUGAAUCAAUACGCUCAUUAUAUAUCGCGUUUCUCUUAAAAAAAAAUCAUUAUCUAAUUAUCCUAGGAUACAUAUAUCAUUCUUUUUUAUUCAUAUAUAUUAUAUAUGUAUAGUAUAUAUAUACAUAUAAUACAUAGAGAGAGCGAGAGAAAACUUACGCGAUAUAAAGUUUCUCCAAUGUCACUGUAAGUUGACAACGUUUCGUCUAGUAUUUGUAUUAUGGAGGUACAAGCGUUUAAAGUAAUGGAGAAACGGGAUCGGAGAUAUCGUAGAGCUGACUAAAGUAUGCUCUGCAAUAAUGAAUGUUUUCUUUUUCAUCUUUUCUCUUAUCAUCUAUAUCUUAAUGCAAAUAUUAAAUGUCGAUAACAAAUAAUGAAUGUAUAUACGCAAAAUACGAUAACAUUAGAUAUUUUCAUAAAACAUUUUAGAUGCUUGUAUCAUAACUCGGAAUACUCAUACGCGAUAUUUUGUCCAUCUCGAAAUGAAAAAAAUAAAUAGUGGAAUAUAUUUGACGAAAUAUUCGUGAGACAGGAGGCCGAUGUAUACUUCUUCGGCAUAUCUUUUUCGCUAUUUUAUUGCAUUCAACAGAAUUUUUUGAGAACUUUCUUAUAUACGUACACUUACUGAACAAUCGCAGCUUUACACACGAGAUCUAUAUAUUUUGGAGUAGCAUUCGAAAGAACAGCCAGAUAAAGGCGUUGUUAAUUCUUAAAAGAAAUUAAAGUAUAUAUUUUCAUGCGGGAAAAAUAUUUCAUUCGACAUUAUAUUAUAUUAAGGAUAUUAUAUUAAGGAGGAAAGAGAAGAUACAUGCGUACAAAUUCUGUAACAGAUUUAUAGUAAAGAUCUCGUGUUUAUAUUGGUACUGAUUUCAUCCUGAUAUAUACUUCUAGCCUUGUAUUUUUCUCAUGUACCUGAUUAAUAAAAAAAAAGAGAUUAUCAGAUAUAAAUAUUUCUAUGAGAAACGCGGAGAAAAAUGGCGUAUCAUUGCUGAUAGUAUAGAUCGGGAAGAGCAUUUUACAUACAUUCACAUUUUGUGAGCAUCAAAAAUCAUAAGCAUUUAUAUUUGAACGUUUAUUCUCUUUUCUUUGUCAAUUGUCCUGUAUGAAAAUGUGCUGCACAUCACUGUGUUCCUAAUAGAGGAAUAACAAUCAAACCUCCUUUUACCUCUGACACGUGCGCGAGAGAGCAUCUUGAACUUAAAAAAAAUAUAUAUAUAAUAUGUAUCAAAAAAUAUUUUAUCGUACAUAUACUUAUAAAUUAUGUAAUGUAUAAAACAAUGUCAUAGCUAUGAUUGUAUGCUUGCGUAAAUACAUUACGCGAGAUUCACACAAGCUAAUUGGAGGAUUGAAACUCUCAUGUAAAACUCGUUAGUUGUUAGUUUAAAAAUAUAAUACACAGUAAAAUGCUUAUUUUUUUGACAAUGUGCAGUUUAAUUUAGAGAUCAAGAACACGUUUUUUGCAUGCAAUAUGCACUAUAAAAAUAAUUAUAAUUUAUUUUUAAACGUUCGCAUAGAGAAUGUGUCUGUCGAGUAUAUUAAAAUAAUGUAAAGGUUCUUUUUAUUGCAAUUUGAUCCUUAUGUAAAUACCGAUAUUGCAAGUAAAGAUCUAAGAGGAUUUAUUUCUCUCUCUUUGAAAAAUUAAAAAAUUAAAAUAUUUUUAAAUAUCUAUUCUCAAAAUCUCAUCUCCUGACAUUCUUAUAGCCCAUACAUAAACUUGCAUUUAUAUUUGAAAAUUAAAAUUUGGAAUUAGAUAGGGAUAAAUUGCAAUAUUGAUAACCUAACUCUUAUAAAGCUGUCUAAUAUGUAAUUCCAUAAUAUUAUAAAUGUAUAAAUUUCAGAAAGGCUAUUUAAAAUCAACAAAAAGUAAUGAUGUGAAAAAAACAUGAAGCCUAAGACAUCAGUUUAGAAUCUUGUGUAGAAUUUGUGGAAGUCGAGUCAAGAUUAAUGUGUUUAUUCUGGAGUUGCGAUAAAAUAAUGAAUAAAGCGCGUGUUGUAGUUGUAUCCUACGAUAGUUUCACAUAAAUUAAUAUAAUAAUCUACAUUAAACAAGUAUCUUUUUGGUACUAAAGAUACAGAUCUAUAUUGCAGAGAGUUAUUUUUGAAAGAUUAUGUGAGAUGUUACAGUGAUAAGAUUGAAAAAAAUGACAAAACAACACAGACACGGCCAAGAAUGCAUGAUAUUGCUUAGUUUAAGUUCAAAGUUUAAGAUUUUUAGUAGGUAUAUUCAUUUCUGUUUCGAUACAAUUCAGAAUUAUCAUGAAAUAGUUGUAUCAAGAUGUAUUCAAAUUUUAUAUACAGAGACUGAUACCUGACCUAAAAAUGUAUAUAUUUGAGAUGCGAUUAUCGAUAUACAGUUGUAUUCCAAUAUAUUAUUAUUAACUGUAUGAGUACUGUACAAUUGCAUAUAUUAAGAAUAUAGUACGAUUGAUUUUUGUUAAGAGUAUUACAUGUUUUUUGUAAAAAAAAAGAGCUGUACACACAGAACCAAAAUAAAAAUUUUAUAUUAUUCAUAAA
Molecule: messenger RNA, 5946 nt
Organism: Cataglyphis hispanica
Lineage: Eukaryota; Metazoa; Arthropoda; Insecta; Hymenoptera; Formicidae
Gene: Tsp66E
Product: tetraspanin-1
Exons: 9
Coding region: 357-1175 (272 amino acids)
Cellular component (GO): membrane
Source: RefSeq, a predicted model, not a curated record